GCGAAACCCUCACUCGCACCCCAGUACCCGGUGAGCCAAGGACGAGACUCCUUCCCGAUAGCGGAGGACGAGCGGGAUCUGCGGAUCGUCAGGACGUCGUGUUGCAUCUCUCGCCGGAUUUUUUUUCGUGAACGCGAACCGUGAGCCGAGCGGGCGCAUCGCUAGGCAAUGAGGUCCUGGUUGCUGUGGCUGUCUCUUCUGUUGGUCGUUCUGGCCGACAGAAGCUUCGCCAAUCCUUACUUCGACGAAGGUGAAGAUGUAGGCGAUCUUCAGGGUGGCGACUCCUCGGAUUAUACAGACAAUGCUUUGGAGAAUCUGAUGCGAGCGGCACAAAAACGUACCUCGUCGAUAUUGUACAGGCGAUACCUGUACAGGCGGGCUUGCAUAAGGCGUGGCGGCAACUGCGACCACCGGCCGAAGGACUGCUGCUACAGCUCCAGCUGCCGCUGCAAUCUCUGGGGCUCCAAUUGCCAGUGUCAACGGAUGGGUCUCUUCCAGAAGUGGGGCUAAACGAUUUCCUCCUCCUCCCCCGCUCCGUCUUCCUACGCCCGCGUCACCUGUCCCAUCUUUCUUUUUUUUUUUGCGUCCUUCGUUUGUUUUUAUUACACCUCCGGAGAGACUAUCCCAAUGACGAUAUCCUCCUCGAGCACGCUCGAACGUUCCUUCUGUAUUACUUCGCCCACCCGAUGUAUAUUUGUCCCGUGGGAAUAAUUCCAACGUCUUCACAACGCUUGCGAUCUGCAUUUUCGAUUAAAACGAAGGCCUCGAUGAAUACGCUUUGACAUCAUUUAUUCGCGUGUUUUUUUAAUCCUUUUUCGUAGAGAGAAAAACAGAGAGACACAUAAGAGAUUUUUUAAGCUUGCGAUAUCACGAUUGGCAGAAGGCGAUAGCCCGCGAAAUAUCACGCUCGGAAACCUCUUGCACGUUCUUCCACGAUAUUUCCUACUUCCAGUCUCUCGAUACAGUCUUUCACAACUACCUCUCACGCGAUAUUCGAUGCUUGGGAUCCGCUGCGCCGACCAAUCUCGCUUAAUGAUUCCCGGUCCUUCUCUAGCUCUGAUUACGCUCUGUGUAAGCGAAAUGUUCAAUUAAUUAGCGAUGGUCAACCACGGUGCAGUCGGCCCUUAUCGAGAUUCUUAUCGGAAAUCGCGAUUCUUGUGGGAAUUAUUACAUUAAACGUAAUAUCGCGUUUCAUCCGACAUUAUCUUUAUUUUUGUCAUUCUCGUUUUUUAUUUAAUAAAGAAAAACAAUCUGUUCCUUGAAUCCCUCCUUGAGUUUCCCGUCGUUUCAUCUUCGUCAAUGAAGGUCAUCGUCGAAAUCGGAGCCGAAAGUGACGAACGAACUGCGCUCAAAGGACCUCGACUCGCAACCGAUCGAUCGAUCCCAUCAGCUGCAGCUGCCUCGUCGGAUUUCCCGGAUGAGACGCGCGAAGAAUGCAGCCAUGAGGAUGUAUUGUAGCAGUAUUGUUUCAAAUUUUAUCACUUUCUCUAACUGCUAGCAAAAUAAGUUACGAAUAGUGUCCAAUAAAAUUGCAAAGUAUGUACGAAACAUCUUGUUCAUUGAAACACGAGUUUCUUUAUUUAAUUCUCGAGUUCAAAAGUUGAGUUUAAUUCUUCAGUUUAAAACUACGUAAAAUAUAUGGGAAUGCAAUAAAACUGGAAAUUGCGUUUACUUCAUGCCGACAAUCUUCUUCGAGAACUCGUUAUCCGACCCCUAAAUAUAUUUAGAAAAAUAAAACGUUGAAAUUUAACAAAAUAAAUAUAUGUGAGAGUUAAUUAUAUCUUUAUUGAUGAAACUUUCGACAUAGUCAGUCGCGAUUCUCGCGCGUCACAUUGCUCCUUUCGACGACCCUCUUUUGGAUCUUCAAGAAAUUAUCCAUGGAGAAUCUAUAGCUUGACUCCCGCUCGACUAACAACCUGGGAAAUCUCGUCGCAACAUCUGCUGCGAGAAAUGCGAUCCCUCCGACGAGUCAAGCUCGGUUCUCGCGUCUUUGUGACUUCGCAAUCCUUCUGCGACGGGACGAAAAAUUGGAGAAGAUUGGCGAACAAGUUCGCGAUAAAUUGUAGGAAUUACCGUCCUUUGAUUGGAGAUAUCUCUCCGGCCACUUUCGCCAAUCAGAUCGCCGGUAUUCCUCGGUCGUCACUCCGUCGAGGAUGAUUGCGAAUAAUCGAUAGAAUAAUUAUGAUCAAUGUGAUGAAAUGGAUUCUCUUCCGAUGAAGUAUUGAUACGGCGAUUGAGAGGACGUGAAAUUAUAGUACGGUCGCCGGCAGAAAUUGAUAAUUAAUAUGUAUAUGUGUCUAAAAUGUCGGCGAUCCAUCUGUGAACGCAUACCUUCACGGUAUACAUUAGAUACAGACGGCCCGCAAUUUACAUUUCUCCAUACCGCCUCUUAAUCUUUAAACUACCUACAUGUACGCAUAUGAAUUAUAAAAUAAAUAUUACAAUAAUAGAUGUUAUGAAUUGUAUCCGAAGGUGGAUGUACACACGUACCGAUAUAUCAUGGAAAUAUAAUAUAUAUUAUAUAUGUACA
Linepithema humile (Argentine ant) is the source of this 2530-nucleotide messenger RNA. RefSeq names its product toxin Tbo-IT2. The record is from RefSeq and is a predicted model, not a curated record. Gene Ontology annotation, cellular component: extracellular region. Gene Ontology annotation, molecular function: ion channel inhibitor activity. NCBI's taxonomy places the organism in Eukaryota, Metazoa, Arthropoda, Insecta, Hymenoptera, Formicidae.